AUGCCGGCCACCGUUUCUGCGGACAAAGUGCAUCGGGCAUUACUCAAAUUCGUAACGGACGGUUCAUUCCCCGAGUCAGAAGCUAUUAUCAAGGCGGACUACCCGGUUGCAGCUCUCCCCGCCGGACUUGAACAGAUAUCAGAGGCUAGGCAAAAGGUCGAGAGAGAGAUCAGCGCGCUGAGCCAGGAUAAGGCCUCUGAUGUUGACGAAUGGAUAUCGCAGGCGAAACAACUUCACGAAGAUAUAGAGAGGUCGAAAUUGACAGCGAGAGAGAUCGUCCAAAACUAUGAAAAAUCCCAGGCACUCAAGAUCAAGGUCGACGACACAGCGGCCAAGGUCAGCCUGUUACAGCGCGAGACUGCAUUUACACGGUCAUUAAGGGAUGCUCUUAACAAAGCGCGCGUUAUCGAUGAAAAUAUAGCCAGUGCCCAGGUCGCUAGUAAUAAUGACGAUUUGGAAACGGCCAUUCAGAAGCUUGAGGAGGUUGACGGUGAAUUGAAACAGUUGCCGCUACCCCAGGACUCUAAUAUCAUCAUUUUGUUGGCAGAAAAAGCCUCCACUGUUCGUGCUUCACUAUGCACUGCGCUACAGAAUACAUGGCAUAGCAUCGUCUGCGUAGAGGAGGAAGCAGGGAGGUUUAUCGUGAAGUCUGAGGACCCAUCGGCGCUGGAUCGCCAUUUAACGUGGCUUUCCAACCUAGGGAUUCUGGAGAACACACUUGAUUCUUUCCGAGAUAAGUUGCUAAAAUACAUUUUGCAGCCCGUACUAUCUCCUCCAAAGAAUGCGGAAUAUAGGCUACUCUCUCUUGAUGGGGACCACAUCCGACUAAACAGCCAAACCGCAAAGCCUUCGAUACCGGACAUUCUAGCCACAAUUUUCACUCUUUUUACGUUCAUCAAGAACAAUCUUCCGGCCAAGGCAUGGGAAUUGCUCUCCCCUACUCUUUCCGUUUCUGUUAUCCAGCUACUCAUAUCCGAGUGGCUGUCGCCCGCGAUACCGGUAUCUGUCGAGAAUAUGACUACUUUUGAGCAUGUAUUAGACGACGUUUCGCAAUUCUCCAAGGUAUUUAAAAAUUUGGGCUGCAACGAACCUACGGAGCUAGAAUCCUGGGCCAAACAGAUACCUAGAUUGUGGUUGUCUCGACGACGGGCUCAUGCUCUAGAUCAAGUGCGGUUAAUUGUUUAUCGCGAUUCUGGAGAAUUCAAAAAGGCGGAGAGGGUAGAGAAACAGCAAGUUUUGCAGUCAGAUGAGAUGUUCCAGGACAAAAAUGCAGACGCAGACGUAGAGGAUGACUGGAAUGCCAACUGGGAAAAUGAUAAUGACGAAGGAAUUAAACCCACUACCAAAGACGACAAGGUAGAUGACGAGGAAGAAGAUGUAAGCGCUUGGGGCUUAGAUGAUGACGACGACAAGGGAGAACCCGAAGAGGCUGGUAAGGGAGAUGAUGAUGUAGAUGACGCCUGGGGAUGGGGCGAGGAUGAAAUUAACGAUACGCCCCUGAAUGAGCCAUCGAAAUCGGCCCACAAAGCAUCAGAGAAAAAAGAGAACAACCCGCCGCAACCAGCUCCUAGAGAAGUUACUCUAAGGGAAUUUUAUACAGUAACCAAUGUUCCAGAUGCCAUCGUUGGGGUGAUAAGAGAUCAAGUCUCCGACUCGGAGCGCCUCAAACAGCCAGAAUACUCAUCGUCUCAGAUUGCGCCGUCAGGUGCAGCUCUUCUAGGGAUACCCACUCUCAUCGUCGCUAUGUUUAAAGCCACCGCACCUGUCUUCUACUCUCAAAAAUCCGCCACUAGUCAUAUGUACCUUUACAAUGACAGUAUCUACCUAGCAGAGAAGCUACGCACCUUUUCUGAGGUACACAACUUCUCCAGGCUAGGGACAGAUAUCGACUCGAUCGAAAGAUUCGGGAGGCUGUCAUACGGGAGGGAGAUGCAUUCUCAAAGAACGAUAUUAACGGAUCUCCUUGAUGGAUGCCAGGGAUUCUCAAGCUGCAAUUCUCAGCCUUAUCUCGGAGAAUGUGAGAGGGCCAUCAAGGCCACCGUUGACAGGGUUAGGAGCGUACAUACCGAGUGGAAGGCUAUACUUUCCCCUUCGGUACUACUACAGUCAACAGGGUCUUUACUUUCAACGGGUAUCAACAAGAUCAUUCUUGACAUCGAAGAUCUAAGUGACAUCUCCGACCCAGAAUCACAGCGCCUCGCCGGAUUUUGCGGCCUUAUUUCGAAACUCGAAGAUUUGUUCUUGCCCGAGACACCCAAAACUGGCGCAGAAGCUGGGGAUGAACCUAUUGCCAUGACCGCGAUAUACGUUCCGAACUGGUUGAAAUUCCAAUAUUUGAUGAACAUAUUGGAAAGUUCACUGGCAGAUAUCAAGUAUCUGUGGACCGAGGGUGAAUUGAAGCUGGAGUUCUCCCCCGAUGAGCUCAUAGAUCUGAUCAAGGCUUUGUUCGCGGACUCUGAGCACAGGAGGAAGGCAAUCUCAGAAAUACGGAGCUCCUCAUAG
This is a messenger RNA of Arthroderma uncinatum, 2502 nucleotides long. RefSeq lists its product as uncharacterized. Lineage: Eukaryota; Fungi; Ascomycota; Eurotiomycetes; Onygenales; Arthrodermataceae. The record is from RefSeq and is a predicted model, not a curated record. Gene Ontology annotation, biological process: endoplasmic reticulum to Golgi vesicle-mediated transport; mitotic spindle assembly checkpoint signaling. Gene Ontology annotation, cellular component: RZZ complex. The transcript has 4 exons. Bases 1 to 2502 code for a protein of 833 amino acids.